AUGUUCAAGACUUCCAAAACCUCGCUCAGAUCAUUAGCCACCUUUGCUUCUCCUGAAGCCGUAUUGCCCAAGAAAUACGGAGGAAAGUAUACCAUCACCUUGAUCCCUGGUGAUGGAGUUGGUAAAGAAAUCACCGACUCCGUUAAAACCAUUUUCAAGGAUCAAAGCGUGCCAAUCGAAUGGGAAACCAUUGAGGUUAGUGGUAUUGACAAGAAUGCCGAUGGGGUUCUCGAUGGAGUUUCUCAAGCAGUUGAAUCAUUGAAGAGAAACAAAAUUGGGUUGAAAGGGAUCUUGUACACCCCAACCGGCACGUCCGCCAAAUCUUUAAAUGUCGCUUUGAGAAAGGAAUUGGACAUCUACGCUUCGCUCGUAUUGAUCAAGAACAUCCCUGGUGUCAAGGGUAAGUUGGAUGGUAUUGAUUUCGCGUUGGUUAGAGAAAACACCGAAGGUGAAUAUUCUGGAUUGGAACAUCAAUCUUACCCAGGAGUGGUUGAAUCGUUGAAGAUCAUGACCAGAUUCAAGUCCGAAAGAAUUGGAAAGUUCGCCUUUGAUUUUGCCAAGAAGAACAAUAGAAAGUUGGUUACUGCCAUUCACAAGGCUAACAUCAUGAAAUUAGGUGAUGGUUUAUUUAGACAAACCAUCAAAGACAUUGCCCAAGAUUACAGUGGAAUUGAAGUGAAUGACUUGAUUGUCGACAAUGCAUCUAUGCAAGCUGUUGCCCAUCCUCAACAAUUUGAUGUGUUGGUAACUCCAAACUUGUACGGUUCUAUUUUGUCCAACAUUGGUGCUGCUUUAAUUGGUGGUCCCGGUUUGGUUCCAGGUGCUAACUUUGGUAGAGAAUACGCUGUUUUUGAACCAGGUUGUAGACACGUUGGUUUGGAUAUCAAGGGCCAAAACACUGCUAACCCUACUGCCAUGAUAUUGUCGGCUUCCAUGAUGUUGAGACACUUGGGAUUGAACGAUCACGCCGACAAGAUUUCUAAGGCUACCUACGACGUCAUUGCUGAAGGUAAGACCACCACCAGAGACAUUGGUGGUAGUGCUUCCACCACUGAGUUCACUGAUGCUAUUUUGGCCAAGUUGAACUAG
Messenger RNA from Yamadazyma tenuis ATCC 10573, 1089 nucleotides. It is a transcript of the gene IDH1, whose product is annotated as isocitrate dehydrogenase (NAD(+)). The record is from RefSeq and is a predicted model, not a curated record. Gene Ontology annotation, molecular function: NAD binding; magnesium ion binding; isocitrate dehydrogenase (NAD+) activity. NCBI's taxonomy places the organism in Eukaryota, Fungi, Ascomycota, Pichiomycetes, Serinales, Debaryomycetaceae. Gene Ontology annotation, cellular component: mitochondrion. Gene Ontology annotation, biological process: isocitrate metabolic process; tricarboxylic acid cycle.